GCUGUCCUAAAGUAUGCAGCCGCUCUAGUUUUGUGAUCUUUAGUUUUCAGACACUAUGGGUAAGUUCAAGUUCUCCCCCCUGGACAUCUUCCUCAUGCUUUUGGGCCUGGUGUUCUUAGUGGUGGACAUAGGGCUGGAUGUAUAUGCCGUGGUGAGUUUCUACCAGGAAAAAUCUUAUGUGAGCCUCUCCGUCCUGAUCCUGCUGCUGGUGGGCUCCUCCCUGCUGGUCCAGGCGUUCAGCUGGCUGUGGUACAGGUACGAGGAAUCUGAGAGGGAUCAGGAGGAGAAGUCCAUGAACCGGACAAAGAUGGAGAAGUGCCUGAGCCUCAGCUACAUCAAACUACUCCAUGUACUCCAGCUGGGAAUCUACUUCAGGCAUGCAGGUGUGGUGGAGAUGUCUUUAUGCAGUGCAAACUCACAGGUCAACGAUUCAGAGGGCUUCGCAGUGUACAUGAUCCAUGACCUGAGCAUGCUGCGGCUCAUAGAGACGUUUUCAGAGAGCGCGCCUCAACUCGUCCUCAUGAUCACCAUCAUACUGCAGCAAGGGCAACUCGACCACAUCACAGUGUUGAAGGCGGUCGGUUCAUUGUCAGCCAUUGCCCUCAGUGUGACCAUGUACCAUCGCUCCAUGCGCUCCUUCCUGCCCGACAAGGAGAAGCAGCAGUUUAUCUCAUCGGUGGUGUACUUCCUGUGGAACCUGCUCCUCAUCUGCUCUCGCCUCACUGCCCUCGCCCUCUUUGCCUCCGUGCAGCCCUGCUUCAUCUUCACCCACUUCCUGUGUUCCUGGCUAGUUCUGUUCUUCUUCCUCUGGCGAUCCAAGACCGACUUCAUGAGUAGCCCCUGCGGAGAGUGGCUUUACCGAGCCACCGUGGCCCUUAUUUGGUAUUUCGACUGGUUUAACGCGUUGAAAGGGAGGACGAGGUACAAGACUAUGGUCUACCACGGGUACAUACUGGUGGACAUUUCCAUCCUCUGCAGUUUGUGGUGCUGGAAGAUGACGACGGAUCCACCAUUGUUUGAAGUUCAACUGCCAUAUGCUGUAAUCACUGUGGUCACUGUUGUUGCAGUCUAUAUCCUUGGUCUCGUUUUAAAAAUGAUUUAUUAUCAGUGCUGCCAUCCAAACCUGUCUAAAGAGGAGUUGAAAGGGGAUGACACUAAAGGGCCCCCGGUUGAUGAACAGCAUUUAAUGAAAUGUGUAAUAUCUUCUGAAGAUGUGGUAGAUGAUCCGUCCAUAGAUGACAACGUUACGAAUAGAAAUCUAAACGAUGAAGAUCGCGGCAUUCCCGCCCAACUAGCACCCGAAAUCAAACGUUGCAAUAAAAGAAUGAGGAAGUUGGCUGAGAACUUCUAUUCCUGACCUGCAUCACCUGACCUCCACCGGACUGAGUCAUGCAGACUUGACCAUCAUGGGGUUGUGAGGGAUAGAAGGACCUGCUUCCUGAUUAUCCUGAGAUUCAACCUCAUGGGUUUAACCUAGACUGCUGCUUGUAAGCACGUAGCCUCAUUCUGCUGUGUACCAAAUCUAAUCAAAUCAAGUUUUAUUUAUAUAGCACAUUUUUAAACGAUUUUUGGUCGAGCCAAAGUGCUGUACAUAUAAUAAAAAUACCCUACAGUAAAGACA
This is a messenger RNA of Trematomus bernacchii (emerald rockcod), 1621 nucleotides long. RefSeq names its product XK-related protein 8-like. The record is from RefSeq and is a predicted model, not a curated record. Gene Ontology annotation, cellular component: plasma membrane. The coding region runs from base 56 to 1357 and encodes 433 amino acids. The transcript has 3 exons. Lineage: Eukaryota; Metazoa; Chordata; Actinopteri; Perciformes; Nototheniidae. Gene Ontology annotation, biological process: engulfment of apoptotic cell; phosphatidylserine exposure on apoptotic cell surface; apoptotic process involved in development.